AUGUCUAAUCCUUUAUCAUCGACAAAGAUCCGAGAUUUUGGCUCUUUGGUUUCCGAGAAAGAACAAAAAAAAAUGGUGAUAAAAAACGCGACCGAAUUCGAUUCUUAUAUCGAGCGCAAAGCUUUCGACGAGACAAAAGAAGGAGUAAAAGGCCUCGUCGACGCUAAAGUCACUGAAAUUCCUCGAAUCUUCCACGUCCCUAAAGAUACCUUAACCGACAAGAAACCCUCUGUCUCUGUUUCGGACCUAGAGAUCCCUACCAUCGACUUUGCAAGCGCCCACGUGGACACAGCGUCACGCGAAGCCGUCGUCGAGAAAGUCAGAUACGCGGCGGAGAAGUGGGGAUUCUUCCAGGUGAUCAAUCAUGGUGUUCCUUUGAACGUUCUUGAGGAGGUUAAAGAUGGAGUUCGCAGGUUUCACGAGGAAGAUCCUGAGGUCAAGAAACGAUACUUCUCUCGUGAUUCCGCCAAUAACAGAAUUGUCUUCAACAGUAACUUCGAUCUGUACAGUUCUACGCCGUCUGUUAACUGGAGAGAUACUGUCACUUGUUACAUAGCUCCAGAUCCUCCUUCUCCUGAGGAAUUCCCAGUCACAAACCAAAGCCCUAAUCACCGAUCAGAGCUGCAAAUCGCAAUAGCCAUGGAUGCUUUAAUCGAAUACUCAAAGCAUGUGAUGAGUUUAGGUGGUUUGCUCUUUGAGCUACUCUCAGAAGCACUAGGUUUGGAACCUGAGAUCCUUAAUAGCAUGGAUUGCUCGAAGUCUUUGCUUAUGCUCUGCCAUUAUUACCCACCUUGUCCACAACCAGAUCUAACUUUGGGGGUUAGUAAACACUCAGACAACUCUUUCCUCACUGUUCUUCUUCAAGACAACAUCGGUGGUCUUCAAGUUCUUCAUCAAGACUCUUGGAUCGAUGUUCCUCCUCUUCCAGGAGCUCUCGUCAUCAACAUUGGAGAUUUCUUACAGCUGAUAACGAACGAUAAGUUUGUUAGUCUGGAGCAUAGGGUGCUUGCAAAUAGACAAGGACCAAGGAUUUCAGUAGCAAGCUUUUUUAGCUCAAGUAAACAUCACAAUUCCAAAGUUUAUGGACCGAUGAAGGAGCUUUUGUCUGAAGAAAACCCUCCAAAGUACAGAGACAUGACCAUAAAAGAAUACACAGAAGGAUACUUUGAGAAAGUCCAUAAUAAAACAAAAGCGGAGAAGAAAAUUCAGCUACGACAAGUCGUUAAAGCGAACGCUUUCGACGAGACAAAAGAAGGAGUAAAAGGCCUCGUCGACGCUAAAGUCACCCAAGUCCCUCGAAUCUUCCACAUCCCACAAGAUUCCUCAACAGACAAGAAACCAUCUGUCUCCGUUUCCGACCUAGAGAUCCCUACCAUCGACUUUGCAAGCGUCCACGUGGACACAUCGUCACGUGAAGCCAUCGUGGAGAAAGUCAGAUACGCAGCGGAGAAUUGGGGAUUCUUCCAGGUGAUCAAUCAUGGUAUUCCUUUAAACGUUCUUAAAGAGAUUGAAGAUGGAGGUCGUAGGUUUCACGAGGAAGAGCCUGAGGUCAAGAAACGAUACUUCUCGCGUGAUUUCAGCAAGAACAAAUUUGUCUUCAACAGUAAUUUCGAUUUGUACAGUGCUUCUCCCUCGGUUAAUUGGAGAGAUGCUUUCUCUUGUUACAUGGCUCCGGAUCCUCCAUCUCCUGAGGAUCUCCCUAUGGCUUGCAGGGAUGCUAUGAUCGAAUACUCAAAGCAUGUGAUGACUUUAGGUGGUUUGCUCUUUGAGCUUCUCUCAGAAGCACUAGGUUUAAAACCUGAGAUCCUUAAGAACAUGGAUUGCUUGAAGACUAUGCUAAUGAUCUGCAAUUAUUACCCACCUUGUCCCCAACCUGACCUAACUUUAGGGAUAAGUAAACACUCAGACAAUUCCUUUCUCACGCUUCUUCUUCAAGACGACAUCGGUGGUCUUCAAAUUCUUCAUCAAGACUCUUGGGUCGAUGUCUCUCCUCUUCCUGGAGCUCUCGUCAUCAACAUUGGAGAUUUCUUGCAGCUGAUAACGAACGAUAAGUUUGUAAGCGUGGAGCAUAGAGCGCUCGCGAAUAAAGAAGGGACAAGGAUUUCAAUAGCGAGCUUUUUCAGCUCAAGUGCACUUCCCAAUUCCACGGUUUAUGGACCGAUAACGGAGCUCUUGUCUGAUGAAAACCCUCCAAAAUACAGAGACAUGACCCUAACAGAGUAUACAGAUGGCUAUUUUGCGAAAGGACUCGAUGGAACAUCACAUCUGUCGAAUUUUAGGAUAUGA
Molecule: messenger RNA, 2286 nt
Organism: Thlaspi arvense
Lineage: Eukaryota; Viridiplantae; Streptophyta; Magnoliopsida; Brassicales; Brassicaceae
Source: the annotation of a GenBank genome assembly